CAGCUGGUGUGUGUUUGUGUGUGUAUGUGUGCACAGUGAAGAUGGCUGGAAACAACUCUUAUACUAUAGUAGAAUAUUUUGGUGGAGAUGAUGGUUACCGCUGCGGUUACUGCAAGAAUGAAAAGGGAAACUUCUCCCACGGAAUGUGGUCUCAUACUAUGACCGUACAAGACUACCAAGAUUUAAUCGAUCGAGGAUGGAGAAGAAGUGGAAAAUAUGUUUACAAGCCCAUCAUGAAGAAGACGUGCUGUCCUCAGUAUACCAUCAGAUGCCAUGCACUGAAAUUCCAGCCCUCCAAAUCUCACAAGAAAGUCCUGAAGAAAAUGAGCAAAUUUAUUUCCAGCGGGGAGUUGCCAGCAGCACAGGAAGGUGGUGAGCCGAUGGACUCCGUUUGUGAAGAGGCCGGUCCACGGGAACCCGCUAAUGUCUGUCAGUCGGAUGUGAAACGUGUCGCCAUCGCAGAUAUUAAACAGGAAGUACCAAACUGUGCUGCUGUUGCAGACGUCGAGAAAAACGCGGCGGAUUCUGCUGCCGCGAGCUCAAAAAAUUCACCGGAUGAUUCAGCUUCCGCCUCCGAUGGGAGAGCAGCCGCCAAAGCUCCUAAACCAGGCUUGGGAGCAGAUCCGAGCCGGCCGCUCUGCAGGAAGGCCAAAGAUCUAAGAAAGGAGCGACGUCUUCAGAAAGACCAGAACAGACAACAUGGCGAUGGAGCGUCGCCGCCGAAACCUGCCUGCACCAACCAACCCAAAACUCUGGAGGGGCUCAUGAGCGAGCCGUUAGAGGGCAGCUCCUCCCGUCGCCUCGAGGUGAGGCUAGUGCGCUCCAAUCCCCCUAGCCCGCAGUUCAAAGCCUCUUUCGACGCCUCCUACCAGGUGUACAAACUCUACCAGAUGGCCAUUCACAAGGAUCCUCCUGACAAACCCUCCGAGAGCCAGGUGAGGCUAGUGCCGGUGAACUUUGACGACCCUCAAUUCGCGGCGUCCUAUCAACAUUCGGCGGCGCUGUACGCUCGCUACCAGAUGGCCGUUCACGGCGAUGACCCAAGCGAAUGUAGUGAGACUGAGUUCCGGAGAUUUCUUUGUGAUUCACCACUAGAGGCGGAACAUUCUCCAGACGGACCAGAGUUGGGCUACGGCUCCUUCCACCAGCAGUACUGGCUGGACGGACGCAUUGUGGCAGUGGGAGUGAUCGACAUCUUGCCUACCUGUGUGUCUUCUGUCUAUCUGUACUACCACCCAGAUUUUGAAUCGCUGUCUUUAGGGUCAUACUCAGCUCUCAG
This is a messenger RNA of Fundulus heteroclitus (mummichog), 1279 nucleotides long. RefSeq names its product arginyl-tRNA--protein transferase 1. The record is from RefSeq and is a predicted model, not a curated record. Gene Ontology annotation, cellular component: cytoplasm. Gene Ontology annotation, molecular function: arginyl-tRNA--protein transferase activity. Gene Ontology annotation, biological process: protein arginylation. Lineage: Eukaryota; Metazoa; Chordata; Actinopteri; Cyprinodontiformes; Fundulidae.